AUGUUUCUGAGAAGCCAAUUAUCGUGGAACGUGUCGGUCCACCCCUCGAACCUGGACCAAGAUGGCACGGGCAUCGAGAAGGCGAUUGUGAUGCAACUCCUGAAUGACUUUGCGACAAAAAAGGCUGCCCCGGACAUGGGCUACUUUAUGGCGGUGACGACCCUUGACCGGGUGGGCCCAGGGAUGUUGGGCCAACGACCCACCAGCGUCGUCUUCCCCGUGGAGUUCACGUGCGUGACCUUCAAGAUGCUGGUGGGGGAAGUCCUCGAAGGGGUUGUCCACAGGGUGAUGAAGCACGGGGUUUUCCUGCGCUGCGGACCCGCGGAUAAGGUGUACCUCUCCCAGCGCAAGAUGCCGAGCUUCGAGUUUGUGGCUGGAGAGAACCCAUACUUUGAGGAGGAGGGGACUUCCAAGAGAGUCGAAAAGGGGACAAACAUCCGCUUCUCAGUGAUUGACCAGAGGUAUGACGAGGCUGACAAGGAUUUCAAGGCCAUUGUCAGUGCUGACAUAGAAGGCCUUGGGCCCAUUUAUUAG
Messenger RNA from Striga hermonthica, 534 nucleotides. NCBI's taxonomy places the organism in Eukaryota, Viridiplantae, Streptophyta, Magnoliopsida, Lamiales, Orobanchaceae. The record is from the annotation of a GenBank genome assembly.